This is a messenger RNA of Pollicipes pollicipes, 922 nucleotides long. RefSeq lists its product as uncharacterized. NCBI's taxonomy places the organism in Eukaryota, Metazoa, Arthropoda, Thecostraca, Pollicipedomorpha, Pollicipedidae. The record is from RefSeq and is a predicted model, not a curated record. The transcript is spliced from 5 exons. The coding region runs from base 118 to 540 and encodes 140 amino acids.
AUAGCCUUGAGCAGGGCAGGGGAAGACUUCAAGACAAGGAAGGGAUGGUCGCGUGCGGAAUUUUGUGCGGAGGGCGGUCCGUGAAGCUGCGUAUAUGAUCCACGAUAAGCGGGCGUCAUGACGAGCCGCAUAGAGAGCGCGCCGGCGGCUGAGCGCUACUUCUGCACGCUCAGCCCGCUCUGCAAGCGCAUCAUCUCCAACGUGCAGACGAUUCGCACGCUGCACGCGGACGGCUGGGAUGAGCUGAGCUACGCCGACCAGUGCCAGGUCAUCGACGGCCACAUGGUCAACCAGGAAACGGCCGACCACUGGCGCCGCCUGUCGCGCCAGCCCUGGCGACGGCGCCCCCAGCGGCUGGAACUCGACCCCGCCGAAGGUGGUGGAGGACGAGGACCCGGAGACGGGACAGACGGUACGGUGGCGGGACGAGCACGCGGCACCCUUCUCCUGGCGCACGCCCAGUCAGGAGCGCGUGGCCGCCAGCUGCCUGCAGGCCGAGCAGGAGUCGCCUACGCACCGGCAGUCGUUCGUCGUCCGUGACAGCAUCAGGAACAGACUGUCCAGGGUGGAGCACAUGUACGAGAGCUACUCUCCCAAGCGCACGGUCGGCGAGCGUUUCGACUCACCUAGCCUGGUGCUGGGCGGCUCGAGCGGCGCGGAGCCGGCCGCCGCCAGCCGCUUCGCUCAAGCAGCAGGUGCUGGCCCGGCUGGCGCAUGGCCGGCGCGUGUUGCUCUCCAUCACCCGGCUUGGCAAACAGCCGGCGGCGGCGGCGGCGCGGCCCGCCCACCUGCGUCCGGCCCGAGAUCUCGCCGCCUCGGCCCGGCUUCGUCACGCCUCAGCCGGUCAUCUCCGCCCCGCAGCCGGAGGUAGUCGUCUCCGCAGCCGGCCAGUCCGCUCUCCGCAGCCGGAGGCGGCCUCGCC